Dibothriocephalus latus is the source of this 594-nucleotide messenger RNA. The record is from the annotation of a GenBank genome assembly. Lineage: Eukaryota; Metazoa; Platyhelminthes; Cestoda; Diphyllobothriidea; Diphyllobothriidae.
GCACCGGUUGACGAAGUUUCGCGGGUAGCUAUUUUCUCGGAUUACCCGUCGAAGGUAUUUUACCUCGGCAACUUUAUCUCCUGGUUCGCUGCAGUGCGUCUCAACACGCCGAUAGAGCGUCCUUACGCAACUGCGUUUGGGGCUGGUUGGAGUGGUUGCUGUUUUAAUUCAUCUUUAGGCACCACAAUCUUUGCGACAGACAAGGAUCUCAAGAAAGGCAAGCUGUUUGUUCUAUUCCGCCAUCGCUGCUCUAAAACCCUGUUUGUCCGCGCCUUGGCUACGGAGUGUAACCUGCCCCUUGUCGCCGUCCAGGCAUCCCGCAUCUUCGGACGCUUCGUGGGAGACAGUGAGCGUAAUAUGCAGCGCAUCCUCAUGCACGCACGCGCCUGUGCACCAGCCAUCCUCUUCAUCGACGAGAUCGACCUGCUUUUGCCCUCUCGAAGCUCCAGUGAGUCUGGAGUCAGCGAACACGUUCUUGGAGAAGUGUUGACAGCAAUGGACGGUGUCGAGGGUCAAUGCGGCCAACUGCUUCUAAUAGCAGCCACUAACCGUCUGGAGAAUCUGGAUCCCCUUUUUGGGAAGCCUAACGUUUAG